Molecule: messenger RNA, 1028 nt
Organism: Oncorhynchus tshawytscha (Chinook salmon)
Lineage: Eukaryota; Metazoa; Chordata; Actinopteri; Salmoniformes; Salmonidae
Product: tetraspanin-16-like
Exons: 3
Coding region: 720-959 (79 amino acids)
Source: RefSeq, a predicted model, not a curated record
UAAUGAGCCAUUUGGGACAGGCACUACAAAGUCAGCCCAUUCCCUUAGCUUGGGUCCUUAUCCAGCAUACCCAGAAGCUACAGAGAUUGAGAGAGAGGGGAACAAACAAACAAACAAACAAACAAACAAACGAGCUCAUCCACAACAUCGAUAAGUAUAAUAAAUAUUGCUUAUAUUAAAUAUGAACACUGACAUAAGUGUGAAACGUAUGUACUAAGACAGAGAAGUUAACUUGUGUGUCAACCCACAUUGUUAACUUAUCUGAUAACGGAGCAGGGAGGAGUGAUGAAUGUGUGCAUGCGUUAAAGUAACAAAUGCUGCCCGCGGCCAGUGACGGACUAGUACGUCACAUAUGUAUGAUAUAGCCUAGUCAGGCUAUGCCUUUCAAUAAGCUGUGAUGUCUAAAUGUGACAGGUUAGAUUAGUGGUACGUGAUGCAAGCAAGAAUUCCCUGAUGACUGCCAAUAUGGGCCCAGUAGCAAAAGACCCAAUCUCAACAGCAUGGCACACAGUCAUGGUCAAGGUGAGAAGCUCUAAUUGGGAUAGGUCCAAAUAGGCUUGGCUUUACUAUUUGGUUCCUUUGACCACCAGAGCAUCCCAGACAGUAGUUAUCACAGCUAAUAUCUUUGAUGUCUUUAUUGUUUUUUCAUCUCUUAGUUCAAAUGCUGUGGUUUUGAGAACUCUACUGUAGAUUUCAGGGGCUCUGUGUUCAGUACAACCAUGGGUUUGAACUACCCUAAGACUUGCUGCGUGAACAAGACCCUUGCAGACUGUGACGGUAUCACCAUCACUCCAAGUCUGAUCCAACCACAGAGCUGCUUUGGUAAGGUCAUUACAGUGAUCAGAGAGCAGAGUGUCAUCCUGGGAUCAGCAGCUGGCUGCAUAUGUAUGAUGGAGUUAUUCUCCAUGAUCCUUGCCAUGGUUUUGUUUGUGAAGUUGGGGCUCAUGAGGCAUCCAUAGUGAAGCCAAAGGGUCCAUCCACACCUGGAGGACACCAACAACCCCCACAGGCAACAAUAAAGUUCUGCU